CUUGAGAGCAUUGCUGCUGAGCACACCGUUCGCGCCUCCUCGCGAUCCGUCACCGCUCGCAUGCGCCAUUUCUCGCCAUUAUCCGAUCCUUGCCCACCAAAUCCGACGUCGUCGCCCUGUGCGUGGGUUCGCGUGGAUCCCGACGGUAAUUUUAUUUUGCGCCCACGGUGUUGUUUGGGCUCGGGAAGCUGCCGGGGGGACACACUGUGACUGAGUGUUGCUGUGUUUUUAUUCUGAGGAGCGGGGAGCGUGUUGUUGCUGUGGUGGCGUGGGCGAUGUUCUCGUGCCUGUAUGUUGUCCGCAGAGACUGCCGUUGGAGGUAUUAAGAGUUUCGAGCCUUGUGGUGGUGGUGAGCAGGGAGUUUGUGGCCAAGGAGUUUGACGUGCGGGAAUUUUUGCACGAGGCCGUUUUGUUGAAACCCUAAUAUAGAGAGAGGCGGGGGCGUGACGGUGGAGAGUUGCGUGUGGAGGCCGUUGGUUUGGAGUAUCUCGAAACGGAUUAUGGGAGUGUUGGAGGUUCUGGCAGGAGAGAAGUGAAGUGUUGGUUGUUCCUGGUGUUCACAGUCUCUUGACAUGGAACUAGAAUUUUGGCUGUUGGAGUUGGAAAAGUUGGAAAAGAAUCACGUGGGCUCUUUCGAAGGAUGUUGAUCGUGGUUGACCGCACUGGAGCAUGCAGGUGAAAAACGGUCUGUGAAGGGAGCAUUACGUAUCCAUUUUGAUGCAUGAUAGGGCGAAGGGUUUUGCGGCCUACUUCGCUUUGCUGUCGGAGGCACGUCGGAAACGUCUUGUUUAUUUACAUCCUGUCAGGAAUUGUGACGAGGAGGUUCUUUUCCGAAUGUUCCGUGUCAUAGUCAGUGUGGGAGCUACAAGGGAAACGUGUUUUUUAUUUUAUUUUUAGAUUACUGGUGGGCGAGAGGGAGUUGCUGGGUUUUUUCUGCUAGGUUCGGAGAUUUAUUCUCUUCUUCUUGCGAACGAGCUCUGGUUAUUUCCUUCCGACGUAGAGAACUUCCAAUGAGACUUCAGAGCACGUCUUCUCUGUCAUGAAGGCAAAUCUUUAGUUUUUAUUCUUUCUUAUUUACACUCUGCCUCUGUCGGAGCUUUGUAAACCUCAGUGCUGUCUACAGUUGUGGUUGGUUCCUAGCCUAUGCAUACCUGACUAGUAGAAAUGUCGAAGGAGUUUGUGUCUCACCCUUUUGUUCUCAUGAAAGCUGAGGGUGAAAAGUUCAAGUCGAGAUCUGAUAGGUGAAGUCUUGGGGACGAAAGAUGAGGUUUGAAGCCCUGUCGUGCUGUGAGAAUUUUGUGCAGCUACAUCCGCCGGAUCACUUUAAUACCCGUUGAUUAUUGAGUUGCUGGAAGCACAAGAGGAGGUGGUCUAGCUUGGGGCAGCAAGAGGGAGGAAGCAGCACAUUUCUGAGUAUGGACCGCACAAUGUAUGAGCGGCCUGAGAAGCGCGCUCGUCUAACAUUACUUGAUGAAAACGUCCCCCGUGUUGAUGUAUGUGAUGGGGGACACCAAGUUGCGGUCAAUAGCGGGCAGCAUGAACAGCUUGGUAUCGGAAGGGGAUUGCCGCCUGCCGGAAUAGGGUACAGUCCAGAAUUCUACAAUGGAUAUGCCAGGGUAGCCUCCCCUGCGUGGCGGGACGAUGAUAAAGAUGGGCACUACAUGUUUGAGCUGGGAGAGAAUAUAACACCACGCUACAAAAUCAUCAGCAAGAUGGGUGAAGGAACCUUCGGUAGGGUAUUGGAAUGCUGGGAUAGGGAGAAUCAAGAAUACGUGGCUAUCAAGGUCAUUCGCAAUGUGCAGAAGUACCGGGAUGCUGCUAUGAUUGAAAUUGAUGUGCUGCGUACGCUUGCCAAAAAUGACAAGAUGGGCAUACGACGAUGUUUGCAGUUGAAGACUUGGUUCGACUAUCGGAAUCAUGUCUGCAUUGUUUGUGAAAGACUAGGACCGAGCUUAUACGAUUUCCUUCGAAAAAACAAUUAUCGACCAUUUUCUGCAGAUCUCGUUCGCGACUUUGGCCGCCAGCUGUUGGAGUCCGUAGCUUAUAUGCAUGAGCUUACCCUCAUUCACACCGAUCUAAAGCCUGAAAAUAUCCUCUUGGUCUCGUCUGAGUACGUAAAAGUGCCAGAUUACAAGACUUCUAAUACUGGGAAGCAUGUCAAGCGUGUACCUAAAUCAAGUGAGAUAAAACUGAUCGACUUUGGCAGCGCCACCUUCGACAACCACUACCACUGUUCAGUUGUCUCUACACGCCACUAUCGAGCACCAGAAGUUAUUUUAGGUCUUGGUUGGACAUAUCCUUGCGAUAUUUGGAGUGUGGGCUGCAUACUCGUAGAACUGUGUUCGGGUGAUGCGCUGUUUCAGACUCAUGAGAACUUGGAGCAUUUGGCUAUGAUGGAGCGGGUUUUAGGUCCCAUUCCCGUUCACAUGAUAAGGAGGGCAGAUCGACGGCUGGAGAAGUACUUCAGACAUGGAAGGGAGUUGAACUGGCCUGAAGGGGCAGUAUCAAGAGAGAGCAUUCGGGCUGUGCGAAGAUUACCUGGAUUGCGGAACCUGAUCAUGCACCAUGUGGACCACUCUGGAGGCCUUCUGAUCGAUUUGCUACAAGGCUUGCUGAAGUUUGAACCAUCAGAAAGGCUUACAGCGAAGGAUGCACUGAAGCACCCUUUCUUUAAAGAGUCCAAUCGUCGACUGUAAGACUUUUGCCGCUUGUUGUUUCUGCAAUUCAUGGGUAGCCUGGCCCCAACUAGCCGGAGUAUGGGAAUUGAUUACAAUAAUACGCUCCUGAGCAGCGCACCUUUGAAGAACCCUGAAAGAACUGUCCUAUUUAUAUUGGAAAAAGCUGCAGAAUAUUUGUUGUAGUGAAGCUGAAUGAAAGGGACGUUCUUCUCCCCCAAGAAAUGGGCAGGCUUGAAUUAAGAGAUAAAAGUAAUCGGGCUUGCGACAACGAAGCGUUCUAUCUUUCUUGAGGCUCAUUGCAGAAGUGAUGUUCCUUUCGUGGGCACUAUUCUUUCCACCGGUUUCGCAUUGGCGUACCAGGUGUGAGUGUACUUGUAUUGUAGGACUCUAUCCUCAGGAGAGUUGGGCGGUAGCUGAUGAUUUCAAGACCACGAGAUCUCCUGUAAGGAAGCCCAAGCUUGUUGUAAUAUGGUUCCCGUAGUAACGAAUCCAGGGUGCUGGUUGCAUGAAUUAUGUGAACUGGUGUCCGUGUCCGUUAUGGCAGCCA
Molecule: messenger RNA, 3225 nt
Organism: Physcomitrium patens
Lineage: Eukaryota; Viridiplantae; Streptophyta; Bryopsida; Funariales; Funariaceae
Source: RefSeq, a predicted model, not a curated record